Phaedon cochleariae (mustard beetle) is the source of this 2202-nucleotide messenger RNA. The record is from the annotation of a GenBank genome assembly. Lineage: Eukaryota; Metazoa; Arthropoda; Insecta; Coleoptera; Chrysomelidae.
AUGGGAAGAAAAAUCACUGUAGCUGCUUCAACUUUGAACCAAUGGGCUCUGGAUUUUGAAGGAAAUUUAGAUAGGAUUUUACAGUCAAUUUUAGAGGCAAAAGAACUUGGUGCAACUUUCAGAACAGGGCCAGAAUUGGAAAUAUGUGGCUAUAGUUGUGAAGAUCACUUUUAUGAAAGUGACACCUUUUUACAUUCCUGGGAAGUUUUAGCAGAGCUUUUAACAGCUCCCUUAUGUAAAGACAUUCUCAUUGAUGUUGGUAUGCCAAUUAUGCACAAAAAUGUUGCAUACAAUUGCAGAGUGAUAUUUCUCAACAAGAAAGUUCUUCUCAUAAGACCAAAACUGACACUCUGUGAUAGUGGGAAUUACAGGGAAAGCAGAUGGUUCACUAGCUGGAAAAAGAUUAGAACAGUAGAAGAUUUCUAUCUUCCAAGGAUGAUCUCUACCAUCACUGGACAAAAAGUAGUACCCAUAGGAGAUGGAGUCAUAUCUACAUUAGAUACUUGCAUUGGUUUUGAAAUUUGUGAGGAACUUUGGUGUGCAAGCAGUUCACAUAUCCCUCUAUCUCUAGAUGGUGUAGAAAUAAUUUGUAAUGGUUCUGGCAGCCACAGUGAAUUACGCAAAGGCUAUGUCAUGGUGGAUCUAGUGAAAAAUGCCACCAUGAAAUGUGGUGGCUGCUACAUUUACAGCAAUUUGAGAGGCUGUGAUGGUCAGAGAGUUUACUUUGAUGGGGUGUCUUGUAUAGCUUUGAAUGGCAACAUGUUGAGCAGGGCCAAGCAGUUUGCCUUAGCAGAAGUGGAAGUUGUGUCUGCUACUAUUGAUUUGGAAGAUAUCAGAUCCUAUAGAAACAUGAAAAGAUCCAAUGCACAUUUGGCAUCUUCAAGUGAGAGUUAUCCAAGGGUUUUUGUUGACUUUUCAUUGUCCCCUGAACAUGAUGCAACAUUGCCUUUUGCUAGGCCAAUUGUAUGGGAUUUUUUGACUCCAGAAGAAGAAAUUGCUCAGGGCCCAGCUUGUUGGUUAUGGGAUUAUCUCAGAAGAUCUGGCCAGGGAGGUUUUUUCUUGCCCUUGAGUGGUGGGGUGGAUUCCUCAAGCACAGCUGUGAUAGUUUAUUCCAUGUGUACCCUUAUAAUGAAUUCAGUGCAUCAAGGCGGGGGUAAGGUAGCAACAAAUACAGACCAAAAAUUAUUGGCUGACUUGAGAAGGAUAGUGGGUGAUCCAGAAUAUGUCCCCAAAAGUUCCCAGGAUCUUUGUGAUAGGUUUUUGGUAACUUGUUAUAUGGGUACUGAAAAUUCCUCUAAGGAAACUCAUAAGAGGGCUGAACUAUUGGCUCAAUCAAUAGGAAGUUAUCACAUGAGUAUCACAAUUGAUAGAGUGGUCACAACAUGCAUAGACAUUUUCAGCCAUGUUACGGGUUUGAAGCCUAAAUUUGCAGUCAAUGGCGGGUGUCCAAGGCAGAACCUUGCAUUGCAGAAUAUUCAGGCCAGAGUGCGUAUGGUACUGUCUUACCUCUUCGCCCAACUGAUGCUCUGGACCAGAGGCAGGCCAGGUGGUUUGCUGGUCUUAGGUUCGGCCAAUGUAGACGAGUCCCUUCGAGGGUACUUGACCAAGUACGACUGUUCGAGUGCCGACAUCAAUCCGAUAGGAGGCAUUUCGAAAACCGACUUGAAAAGGUUCAUGAUUUAUGCUAAAGAUCAAUUUAAAAUAGACAUUCUCGAAGAAAUAAUAGACGCCCCUCCCACUGCUGAACUUGAGCCCCUCAAAGAAGGCAAAUUAGCUCAAACUGAUGAAGAAGACAUGGGUAUGACGUAUGAAGAACUCAGCCAAUUUGGAAGGCUUAGAAAAAUCGAUAGUUGCGGACCUUUUUCCAUGUACUGCAAGUUAGUGCACACUUGGGCUGGAAAUUUAACACCAAAGCAGGUCGCAGACAGGGUCAAACAUUUUUUCAGAUGUUAUGCAAUCAAUAGGCAUAAAAUGACAGUAUUAACUCCUUCUUAUCAUGCUGAAUCCUACAGUCCUGAAGACAAUAGGUUUGACUUGAGGCCAUUUUUGUACAGAGCGAAUUGGUCUUGGCAGUUUAGAGCAAUUGAUAAACAGGUAGCUUUCAUCACAAGUGUAAAAAGACAGAAUGCAGAUAAUUCUCAAAAUUCACAGAAAAAGAGUAGCGAUACUUUUGGAAACCUUAGGACAGGAGUUACAGUGUAA